Molecule: messenger RNA, 3443 nt
Organism: Saccostrea cuccullata (small rock oyster)
Lineage: Eukaryota; Metazoa; Mollusca; Bivalvia; Ostreida; Ostreidae
Product: cytosolic phospholipase A2-like
Exons: 18
Coding region: 489-2816 (775 amino acids)
Biological process (GO): glycerophospholipid catabolic process
Cellular component (GO): cytosol
Molecular function (GO): calcium-dependent phospholipid binding; calcium ion binding
Source: RefSeq, a predicted model, not a curated record
GCAAGCAGGUAUUUCAAUGUUAUUGGGUGGCUUUGGAGCAGUUUAGGUCCCUAUAAAAGCGAUCCAUUCAGAAAAAUUUGUGAAUUUUAACGUGACUUGGUGUAUGUGACUCCCCACAUACUGUGUCUGGAUAUAGUACGGAUGCGUAGAGGGUUCUUUCCUGUUUGUAAAAAGAUGAAGGCAUUAAUAGAAUUUUUUCCUUAUUUAUCAGCUUAACGGUGUCAAGUUGAUAUUGUCACAGACGUGAUUUUUAUUUCGUAUUGGAGGAUCAUAUUUUUUAUCUGAUCAUCAUGUAAAUUCUGCUAAUUCUAAUUAUAAUCAAGCAAACCAAUUAAAGAUUUUAUAUUAGACUGGGAAUUCUAGUGUAGACGUUACUCUUUUGAAGGCAUUGGAACAAUUUUAUAUUCAGAACUCUACAAAGACACUCCACUUUUAAAGGCCUUGGAACAAUUUUCAGACAGAUAAAAAGAUCGACCUUCAAAGCAAAUAUGUCCUCAGACUUCAAGAUGAACAACAAUACAUUUGACCCAUUCCAGAUAUUUGAGGUGACUCACGAUCCAUGUGCCGUACUUUAUGUCUGUGUAAAAUGUGGAAACAAUAUCACAAAGGGGUACAUUGGGGAUAUGUUGGAUACCCCUGAUCCUUAUGUGGUGCUCAUGGUGCAAGGUGCCCCAAACUGUUACCAAAGAACAUGUACACUAGACAACAAUAUCAGCCCGGAGUGGAAUGAAACAUUUAAGUUUUAUUUAAACCCUAAAAUACCCACAGAAGUUGAGGUAACAUUGAUGGACGCUAACUAUACCUAUGAUGAAAUGCUAGGACAGCCACAAAAGAUCAAACUAGAUGUUCUACCGUAUUCUACAGAAACACACACUCUUAAAUUUAAUGAGAGCUCAGAAGUUAUAAUUGAAAUGUGGACACACCAUGGAUGUGAGCCCCAGCUUAGAUUUAGUUUAACACUGUGCAGUGAAGAAAGGGCAUUUGUAGAAAGGAGGAGAAAGAAAGUUUUUGAAGCAAUGAAGAAAAUCUUGGGUGAUGAUGCACCAACAACAGAAAAAGAUGUUCCUAACAUAGGUGUGAUAGGGUCUGGUGGGGGGUUCCGGGCCAUGACGGCCUACAGUGGGGUGUUUACGGCCCUGGUGGACAGCCACAUACUGGACAUGUGUACCUACGCAGGGGGACUAUCGGGAUCAGCAUGGUAUCUGUCCCAGUUAUACUCUCACCCAGACUGGCCCAAGAAGACCCCGGGGGAGCUCCAGGAGGAGUUAGGGAGGAACAUAGAACACAGCCCUUUCUGGCUGCUAAAACCCCAGAGUCUGUAUACCUACGUCUCCAGAAUCGUACAGAAACGACGACAGGGUCAACCAGUCAGUUUUACCGACUUCUUCGGAUGCUUAGUGGGCGACACAAUACUCAAAAACAGACUGGAUUCUAAGUUGACAGAUCAGCAGGACAUCUUAAAGAAAGCAGAUGUACCUCUACCAUUGUAUACCUGCCUUCAUGUUAAAAAGAAUGUGUCAGCCGAAGUCUUUCAUGAGUGGAUGGAGUUUACUCCCUAUGAGAUUGGCCUGCCUAAGUAUGGAACCUUUAUGAAGAGUCAGCUGUUUGGGAGCAAGUUCUUUAUGGGGCAGUUAGUCAAACAGUACGAGGAGCCUCCACUACAUUUCCUCAUGGGUGUGUGGGGGAGUGCCUUUUGUAUACAGAUCUCCAGGUUGUUGAGGGACGACAAAAAAGUAACGUGUGAACAAGACAUAUCAGAGGACACAGAGCAGGAGAGGAAGGAAAUGGAAAAAGAGUUGCUGCAGGACCUGUCCACACAGUCCGAUGAGGACAGUGACUCGAGUGAAUCGGACAGCGAGGAUCCAGAAUCUCAGAAAAACCACAAAACCAAACCAAAGAAAGCCCUGAAAAUCAGCAAAAAGAAGACCACCACUACACCCUCCUUCUGGAAGGACAUGUUUAAAAACCUGUACCAGAGCAGCCGCCUGCUGAAAUCCAUCGAGGGCCGAGCAGCCAAGGUCCACAGCUUUAUGAGGGGGUUGUCUAUGUCCACUUGCUACCCUUUCUCACCGUUUGCAGAGCCCACCAGCAGUCCUUCGUUUGAUGAACUUGAUGCAUCAUUUAGUGGUGCAAAUCCAUUUUCCAAGAUCUUUGAGUUGUGCCCCACCACAAUAAAGAAGCUGUACGUUGUUGAUGGGGGUUUGACCUUUAACUCCCCCUACUCCCUGGUCCUGAGACCCCAGAGGGAGGUUGACUUGAUUCUAUCAUUCGAUUUCAGUGCCAGGCCUAGUGACACAGCUCUGCCAUUUAAGGAAAUCAUGUUAGCUCAGCAGUGGGCCAAUCUGAACAAAGUGCCAUUUCCCAAGAUAGAUCCUAAGAUUGUGGACGUGGAGGGGAGGAAGGAAUGUUAUGUGUUUGAGGACCCCAAAGAUCCCAAGUGUCCCGUGGUCCUACACUUCGUGUUGGCCAACAUCAAAUUCAGAGAGGAGAUUAAGCCAGGUGUUCCCAGAACUACAGAUGAGGAGAAGGAAUUCGCCGAUUUUGACAUUUUCGAUGAUCCUCAGCAGCCAUACUCCACAUUUAAUUUCAAAUACCCCAGAAAAUCCUUUGACAGAUUAACUAAAUUAACAGAAUACAACACCCUAUUGUUCAGGGACCUCAUUGUAGAGAAAAUCAAGUGUUGUAUUCAGAGACGACAGAAGCAUUAUAACGACAUCAAGUGUCCGAUUAAACUCGGAGACCUCAAAAAGUUACCUGUGUCAAGACAAAACUCACUGAGUAUGAAGAGCUACCUCGAGUCUUUUGAGGAGGAAUAGAUACACCGUAGUAGAAGUUAGAAGUUUUCAAAUGAGUGAACAGAUAGUGUUUAAAUAGUGAUUUGUAUGUGAAUUUUCAUAUGAGUAAGAGAUGUUUUUCAUUCACCAUUCUUAUUUAUUGAUCAUGUGUUUUGUAAUUUUUGCAUCAAAAGCUUGACUGUGACAUGUUUGAAUUUUAUUCCAAGAUGAAUGUUUGUGUGAAUUGAGUUUUUCCCCCCUUUCUCCAAUUUUGAUUUUAUGAGAAAAACUUUAGUACAUGUAUAUACAAACUGAUUUUACUGAGCAUAAUUUUAAAUGUUUUAACCUGCAAAAAGUAUUCUUAACUUGAAUAGUGAGAUUUUACUGAUUAUUUUGGAUGAUGUCAGAGAUUUUUAUAUCAGCAAAUAAUAUUAUAUAGUCAAAAUAUUACAGGUAUUAUUAAUUUUUUUACUUGCGUUUAAGCUUUUUUUAUAUUUCCUUGCAAAGAUGUUGAGGCAGAAUUACCAAGUACAUGUGGACCGUAUACAUCAAACGUAAAGGUACAUGUAUAUGGCGAGUAUGAAUGAUAAUCUAGUGCCAUAUUUGUACAUGUAUUUCAUAACUGUAUUCAUCUUGGUCAUAUUACAAUAAUCAUUUAGUUAUUGAACA